Messenger RNA from Camelina sativa (false flax), 959 nucleotides. Its product is annotated as VQ motif-containing protein 18. The record is from RefSeq and is a predicted model, not a curated record. Gene Ontology annotation, cellular component: nucleus. Lineage: Eukaryota; Viridiplantae; Streptophyta; Magnoliopsida; Brassicales; Brassicaceae.
AGAAACCUCAAUCCAAAAACAACAACAAAAAACUAAAUCUUCUUUCCUUUUUCGAUUAAAUGGUGAGAAAUUCAAUGAAGCCUGAGUACGAUCUCGACCAUCUUCCCCAUCAAAGCUUUUACGGAGAUUAUUCAAAAACUUUGGUUCCCAUGAACAAGAAUUCCCAAAUAAUAACCAAGAUCAAGCCUAAGAUCCGUAUCAUCCAUAUAUUUGCACCAGAGAUCAUCAACACCGAUGUCAAGAACUUCCGUACACUCGUCCAAAGUCUGACCGGCAAACCGGAGAUUACCAAAACCCGUUCUAAGAAAAAGAUAAGCAAACCAAAUUUCCAACCACCACCGCCCCUGCCUCAAGAAUCCGACCAACAACAUACGACGGAGCUGGUCAACAGAAUAAUAGGGAGCAACGUAGUGAAGGAAGAAUGGGGAUCAAGUUCGAACGCCAAUACUUACUUUGAUUUAGAUGGUUUGAUCGAUCUUGAUGAAGACGACAACAUAUUCUCAAGUCGAUGGUUUGAUCUUCAACAACAAUAAAUAGCUCGGUCACACCUUACCCUAAUAUGUAAGGCUUCUAUAAAUCGUGAGUCCUAUAUGGGUUUUGAUGAUCUGAUUAUUUCUUCCAUAUGGGACAUAACAAGGCAACAUGGUUGACGAGGCAUAUAUACAUGGUUGAGACGACGAUCGUCAAUUCAUCAUAUAGGUAGGAACAUACGCAUAACUUGUACAUAUACACAUGUUUGGUUUUUUUCUUUGGAGCCCUUUGAUUUAAUUUGGUAGACUGACUUAAUUUGCCAAAAAAAAAAGAGUGUAGUGAUGAGUUUAACUUGGUAGACUGAUUUUGCCAAGAGAAAGUAGGUUUGAGUUUUGAUCUACGAUCAUGUAAUAGCUCUACUCAAAAUUGGUGUAACACGUUGUACUCACGCGUGCGUGUAUUAAUAAUUCUUUGAUGUAUUUGUGAUC